UGUGUGUGAUUCGCCAUAAGCAGCUAUCGCUGGCGGGCGGGAACUAUAGUGUGCGUGUGAGAGCGCGUGUCCGUGUGUUCGGGUGACGGCGGCGUGCGAGUGCGUGCGCGUACGCGACCCAAAGGAACCAACCGGCGGCCCCAGUCGACGGGAUCACACGAACGCCUGUCGCCCGCUCACUAGUGCACACAACUCCGUGACGGUUCCGUGCUGUUAAAAUUGGGUCGGUCGGCGGAAAUACGUUUGGUAAUCGAAUCGGCGCCGUCAGCGAAAUCAUUGUAAUACAGACGAAGUACGCGCACAGUCCAUCGGUGUAAACGAUCCAAUCAAAUCGUCCGUUAAAUGGCUUUUCUGAAAAUAUCCACAUCCCGUAAGUGCAGUCAAUUACUAUUGCAAGAGCCGCUCAGAAACGAAGUGUACGCUCGGUUCGUUCGGUCGCUGACCACAUCCACCGCCAAUGGACCCGCAGAACAGCACCAACAGCGCAGGAACAGCAGCGCGGUGUCCGGCCAGGCGGCUUGCGCCGUCGACGCGAAACCCAAAUGGGAUCAACUGGACACGUCGUUCGCCAACCCAGAGGCCACGUUUAAGAGCAAGACCACCUGGGAGAUAUUUAGAGCUUACAUAGUGUACCAGCUAUGCUCGUCCAGUUACCUCGUCGAGAACAACAUGCAGCUCAUGAAACUUUGCAAAGCUGUUUUUGGUGAAAAAUUAUUUACCCUAAUGAUGAAAAUGACAUUUUAUGGUCAUUUUGUUGCGGGAGAAGAUCAAUAUCGUAUUGUUCCUACAUUGAAACGCUUAAGGUCUUUUGGUGUUAAACCAAUAUUAGACUAUUCUGUUGAAGAAGAUAUUAGUCAAGAAGAGGCAGAAAAACGAGAAGUUGAAUCAAGCAUGUCAGAAAUCGAAAAAAGAGACCAAGAUGCUGCUCAAAAAGAAGGUUCUGUUACAGCGGAAACAGUUGGAGGUUCUUUACCACAGUACCAUGUGGAUAAACAAUUUGCAGACAGAAGGUACAAGGUACAGAGUGCUCGAACCUAUUUCUACCUUAAUGAAGCUACUUGUGAACGUAACAUGGAAGUAUUCCAAAACUGCCUACAUGCAGUAGCCGGUGCUACAUAUGGAACAGGAAUUACAGCAAUCAAAUUAACUGCUCUUGGACGUCCUCAACUUUUGUUACAAUUGUCAGAAGUAAUUAUGAGAGCUCGUACAUUAGCUAGUGAAAUUAUGGGUGGCAAAGGUAAUGUAAUUGGUCAGCAUCUCACUCUUGAGGAAUUAGAUAAACGUUUGUUUGAAGCUGGAAUCAAGGAUACAAAAAAAUUUUUGGAAAAAGUCACCAAAGACAGUCAAGGUGUUAUUCAUUUAUUCCCAUGGAGUGGUUUGUUAGAUGAAAAUUCUGAAUUAAGUGAUUCGUUUCGUGUCCCUUGCUUGAAAGAAGGUCGUAUGGUCAGAUUAUUAUCUCAAUUAUCUAAAAAAGAAGAGGAAAUGUUUCGUAAUAUGGUUCAUCGACUUAACACAUUAGUUCAAACUGCUAAAGACCUAGACGUCCGUAUAAUGAUUGAUGCUGAACAAACAUAUUUUCAACCAGCUAUAUCUAGAUUGACUCUAGAAUUGAUGCAAAAGUAUAAUACAGAAAAAGCUAUUGUAUUUAACACAUACCAAUGUUACCUAAAAGAAACACUUAAUGAAGUCAAGACUGAUUUAAAUCAAGCUAAGAGACAAAAAUUCUAUUUUGGAGCUAAACUUGUGAGGGGUGCUUACAUUGAUCAGGAGAGGGCAAGAGCUGCAGCGUUGGGCUAUGCUGAUCCAACCAAUCCAUCUUAUGAAGCCACCACAGAAACUUAUCAUCAAACACUGACUGAGUGUUUAACACGCAUUAAGCAACUGAAAGAUCAGGGUGAUGUUUGCAGCAAGAUUGGUAUAAUGGUUGCAUCACAUAACGAAGAUACCGUACGUUUCGCAUUAUCACAAAUGAAAGAAAUUGGAAUCUCUCCUGAAGACAAAGUAAUCUGCUUCGGACAGCUGCUUGGCAUGUGUGACUUCAUCACAUUUCCCUUGGGCCAAGCAGGAUAUUCAGCGUACAAGUAUAUACCAUAUGGCCCAGUCAACGAAGUGCUACCAUACCUGUCUCGUCGAGCUAUGGAGAACAAGGGUGUGUUAAAGAAGUUGGCCAAGGAAAAAACAUUACUGAGAAAAGAACUUAUCAGACGCAUAUUGCGUGGGCAGUUUUUCUACAAACCUAAUGGCAAUUAUACGCCAGUUUAAGAACGAAAUAUAAGCCUUAAUAUCAUAUAGUAAGCGCAAGUCUCUCUAAUGGUAUGCCGAUUAGUCUUAUAUUAUUACUAUCUCCCUCUAAUAUAAACUUAACCUAAUUAUAUGACCGAUUAGAUCUGAAUAGACAGUACUUUUCAGUAUUACAAGCAAUAAUAGUUUGAUUUAUAUUUCAGAAUCUCAUCUUACCUAAACACGUAAACUUGUACUUAAAAAUGAUGGAAAAAUAUGUUUUUAUAAUUCCAUUUUUAUUCUUUUCGUCCUUAAUGAAACUUAAAAAUAAACUACCAAUAUGUUGAUAUAAUUUAUUAAUCGGUUUACAUUGAACUGCGCUUUUAAAUUUAUGCCGGCCUUUAUUCGUAGAAAACAGUUUAUUACUGUUUAUAAAUAAAUUGUUAAAGUAAAUAUAUACAUAAAAAAUAGUUCGUUUCACAUUUUUGUAAAAAAAAAAAAAAAAUGUUAUGUUAUUUUAUUUUAUACAAAACAUUUAGUUCUACGCUAAUAAUAUUGAGCUACUGAAAUAUAAAGCCAUAAUGAGUUGUGCCUAUAUAAGUGAUAAUAUGUUUUGUUAAAUAUUAAUAUUUAUAGAAAAUAUUGUUGUCUUUUUUCAGCUGUAGUAAUAAUCAUUAACUAUAAAAAAAAAAUAUGAAUAAGAAUAUUUAAAAUAAGACUAUAAAUGGUUAUAAAUUUGAUAUAAUUUUUUCUUAUUAGUACAAAGAUUAUCCAUCAUAAAUAAAAAUAAUAUUUUGUCACAAUAUUAAAAUUUAAUACAAAUAAUAUGUUAGCGUUAUAAUAGGUUGUCAUAUUAAGUGUAAAAUACUUGAAAAAUUAAAAUGUACUGGUUGAACAAGCUCAUAUAUUUAUCACUUUUUCACAUACAAUUAUCAAAAUAUUAAUUAAGAUUGAUAUAAAUAAUAUUUAUAUUAUUUAUAAUAUUAUAUUAUAAUUCUAUGGAUAAUAGGUUUGAUUUAUUUAUCAUUUAAAAUUUCAUAACAAUUUCUAAUGCUAUAUUUACCUAUCCAGUUAUUACUAUAUUAAAAUGCAUUAUACUGAUAGAAGAAAAUGUAGGUUUGUCACUUUUUUAGCUCUAAGUUUAAUAAGAUAUUAGGUUUUGUUUUACUUUUUAAGAUAACAGCAAUGUGAUACUAAAUUUAAAAGCAAACAAAAAAAAAAUUAUUUCAACUGAAAUUAUAGUUUUCUCCUACUGUUAAAAAAUAAUUUCUACUUCAAGUACUCUCCAUACUAAAUUUAUGAUCUUGUUGAAGGUACAUACAACUUUUUGAGCUUUUAUUCAACUAAUUUAUUAGUUAUUACUUAUUUUAAUGUAUUAUGUAAAAUAAUAAUACAAGUAAAUAACUAACACUAUUUAUAUUGAUAAGUUAUGAAUGAAUCAUAGGUAUUUUUAGAUCUGGAGGAAGUCAUUGAAUGAUUCAUAUAUUUAGGGUUGUUGGUUUAAAAUGGUAAAUUGAGUGAAAUUACCAGUAUAUCAGUAUGUGAGGAGAGCAAGCUUAUUGCCUUGUCUUUUUGAAAGUAUUAAGUAAUUAUAUUACGCAUAGCUAAUACUUGUGAUUUAUGAGGGUAGUUGAUAUUGGUUUUCAGAUAGAUUCUACUUAACUGCCAAUUGUUGCAGUAAACAAUGUAAUAGAUGUACAGAUGUUGGUUAGUAUUAUGGUUAUUUAUUAAAAAGUUCAUAGAUAACAUAUUAUACAAAUAUGAAUUGAUUAUUAAUUUUUUAUUCUAUACAAUUGGAAAUUGUUUUAUUCAUUAUGAUAUUACAAUUUUAUGUUAAAAAUAUAAUACUAAUUAUAAUGAAAUACGAAAAAUGUUUUUCUUCAAUACAUUGUUCAAGACAAUAAUUUUUUUUUAAGUUUUUAUUUAUCACAAUAUUUAGCUAUCAAAUGGAUUUGUAAUACAGUUUGACAGAACAUGGUCUGGACUGUGCCUAACACCUUAAAUAAAUUUAUUGAAAACAAUAAGGUGUUUUUAUUUUUUUCAGCAUAAUAAAAAUAAAUAUAGAGGUGUCUAAUCCAAAUUGAUUAAGUUUGGAUUUUACAGUAUUUACUGUUUUAACGAUUUAAACAUUGUAAACUAAUUAAAUCAAUGUAUUAUUAAUCAUAUUAAUGACACUCAGCUUCAGUACUAAAGUGUAGUAUUAAUUUAUUUAGGAUAAAUAAAAAUUAAGCAAGUUCUGGUUUAAAGAGACUACUGUAACCAAUGUAACUUGCAUCAAAUUAAAUAAACCUUUUAACUCAUCAA
Aphis gossypii (cotton aphid) is the source of this 4524-nucleotide messenger RNA. It is a transcript of the gene slgA, whose product is annotated as proline dehydrogenase 1, mitochondrial. Gene Ontology annotation, molecular function: proline dehydrogenase activity; FAD binding. The transcript is spliced from 11 exons. NCBI's taxonomy places the organism in Eukaryota, Metazoa, Arthropoda, Insecta, Hemiptera, Aphididae. The coding region runs from base 343 to 2262 and encodes 639 amino acids. The record is from RefSeq and is a predicted model, not a curated record. Gene Ontology annotation, cellular component: mitochondrion.